Messenger RNA from Rosa rugosa (rugosa rose), 2236 nucleotides. RefSeq names its product probable inactive purple acid phosphatase 27. Gene Ontology annotation, molecular function: acid phosphatase activity; metal ion binding. Lineage: Eukaryota; Viridiplantae; Streptophyta; Magnoliopsida; Rosales; Rosaceae. The record is from RefSeq and is a predicted model, not a curated record. Bases 134 to 1999 code for a protein of 621 amino acids. The transcript has 12 exons.
ACAAAUGUUUUAAAUGGAGAGUGAUUUCUUGGCCCGUUAUAAAUUUGGCUGAGACAUCAAUGCUAUAGUUUUCAUUGGGGUUUUUUGGACAGGGUCGUCAAACUCAUUAGGAGCUAGCCUUCCACAAGCACAAAUGGAGGGCUCAAGCUUCUUGUCCCUGAAAGUUGCUCUGAUACUGGUUUUCUUGUUGCAUUACACAGCAGCUCAUAGUCACAAUAAGCAUGCAGGCGACGGGGUUCAGCCGCUUUCCAAGGUUCAAAUCCACAGAGCUGUUUAUGAGCUUCAUGAAAAUGCUUCCCUCAAACCAUACCCUGCACUUCUUGGUAUGAAGGGAGAAGAUUCUGAGUGGGUAACUGUGAAAGUUGAUAGUCCUAAUCCUUCUGGAGAUGAUUGGUUGGCAGUUUUUUCUCCUGCAAAUUUCGACUCAUCGACUUGUCCAUCUACCGACUCCAGACAACAGGCUCCAUACAUAUGCUCAGCUCCGAUCAAGUACAUGUUUGCGAAUGAUUCCAGUGCUGAUUAUACAAAGACUGGCAAAGGAACUUUCAAACUUCAGUUGAUCAAUCAAAGGGAAGGUUUUUCAUUUGCAUUGUUCUCAGGCGGGCUAUCAAACCCAAAAUUGGUGGCAGUUUCUAGUGCUAUAAGUUUCUUGAAUCCGAAAGCACCCCUUUACCCUCGUCUUGCUCAAGGAAAGCAAUGGGAUGAAAUGACAGUAACCUGGACAAGUGGCUAUAACAUUGAUGAAGCUGUACCUUUUGUUGAGUGGGGUCUAAAGGGAGAGGCUCAAACCCGAUCUCCAGCAGGAACAUUGACUUUUACACGAGAGAGCAUGUGUGGUCCACCAGCUCGAACAGUUGGUUGGCGCGAUCCUGGUUUCAUCCACACUAGUUUCUUAAAGGACCUUUGGCCAAAUUCAUUGUACACUUACAAGCUCGGUCAUAGGUCAUCUAAUGGUUCCUAUAUCUGGAGCAAGUCUUACUCUUUCAAGUCAUCACCAUAUCCCGGUCAGGACUCAUUACAGCGUGUAGUUAUAUUUGGAGACAUGGGAAAGGCUGAGCGCGAUGGUUCAAAUGAAUACAGUAAUUAUCAGCCGGGUUCACUCAAUACCACUGAUCAACUGAUCAAGGACUUAGAUAACAUUGACAUAGUUUUCCACAUAGGAGACAUUUCCUAUGCCAAUGGAUACAUCUCACAGUGGGACCAGUUCACAUCACAGGUUGAGCCCAUUGCAUCGACUGUACCAUAUAUGAUUGCAAGUGGUAAUCAUGAACGAGAUACACCAGGGACCGGAUCCUUCUAUAAUGGUAAUGAUGCAGGUGGUGAAUGUGGUGUGCUAGCUGAGACUAUGUUUUAUGUUCCUGCCGAGAACCGAGCUAAGUUCUGGUACUCAACAGAUUAUGGCAUGUUCCACUUCUGUGUAGCUGACACUGAACAUGACUGGAGGGAAGGAACUGAGCAGUACAAAUUUAUUGAGAAAUGCCUUGCAUCAGUUGACAGGCAGAAACAGCCUUGGCUGAUAUUCAUUGCUCAUCGUGUUCUUGGUUAUUCCUCCGACUUAUAUUAUGGGUUGGAUGGUUCAUUUGAAGAGCCAAUGGGUAGGGAAAGCAUGCAAAAGCUAUGGCAAAAGUACAAGGUAGACAUUGCUUUCUAUGGCCAUGUCCAUAACUAUGAAAGAAUAUGCCCCAUUUACCAGAAUCAAUGUGUAAACACAGAAAAAUCCCAUUAUUCCGGGACUGUGAAUGGAACAAUCCACAUUGUUGUUGGAGGAGGAGGCAGUCACUUAUCAGAAUUUAGCCCAGUGCAGACCACUUGGAGCCUUCACAAAGAUCAUGACUUUGGCUUUGUAAAACUCACAGCAUUUAACCACUCAUCACUUCUCAUGGAGUACAAGAAGAGCAGUGAUGGUAAUGUCUAUGAUUCCUUCACUAUCUCAAGGGACUACAGGGAUGUCUUGGCAUGCGUGCAUGACGGUUGUGAGCCAACUACCUUAGCUACAUGAUGAAGUACAUCAUCUUACACUUUCGAUGAUCAAACAGUGGAUGUACACUUGACAAGAAACUUGCCACUGAGAAAUAAGUUGUACGUACAAAUGAUUUUAGGGUAUCAGAACUGGUAUCAAAUGAAAUCCACAGUUCAUUUGUUACAGAAUAUUAUUUGGUCAACCUAUAUGUCCCCCACCCCCCUCUUGAUACAGAUUGGCUUAAGCAUAUAUUCAAAUCACAGUCUAUCUUGACCC